AUGGCGGAAUCUUCCAUAAACAACCAAUCAUCCUUAGGCAGUGACAACCUCCAAUGCAAACAAGAUGACAGUUACAAGUAUCAUGUGUACUCUGCGGUCUACCUUGUUGUGUUUUUCUUUGGGCUGCUUUUUAAUGGAAUAGCAUUGUACAUCUUUUGUAAGAUCAACAAAAAUAGAGGAGCAUCUACAAUUUGCUUGAUGAACCUUGCAUGUGCUGAUCUGUUCUUCGUAAUAUUUCUGCCAUUGAGAAUAUCUUACUUUCAGAAGGAUGCCACCUGGAUCUUUGGGGAUGUCAUGUGUCGGAUAACCACAUACUCUUUUUAUGUCAGUAUGUACUCCAGCAUCAUCUUCCUCGCUGUUCUAAGUUUCUUCCGAUACUUCUCAUUCAAGGCUCAUACAGUUGUUAGAACACAGACAGUUGUUAACAUUUGUAUAGCUGUUUGGGUCUUUGCAGGUGUGAGCACGUCACCUUUUUUAUUAUCAGGUACCCACAUCCGUGAAAAUGUGACAAGGUGCUUUGAACCUUCAAGUGUGUCAUCGUGGACUAGAAUUAUGUAUAUGAACUAUUAUGCUUUGAUUGCUGGCUUCACAGUUCCUUUCUUGAUCAUUGUUGUAUGUAAUGGACUGCUUAUUAGACACAUAUUAAAAAUACCAAUGGAGAAAAAACAUAUUCACAAACAAGUUGCUAAGAUUACAUUGGUUUUAUUAGUUUGUAGUGUUUGUUUUUUGCCCUACCACAUUCAGAGAACAGUGCAUUUACAUUACAUGGUUCAUCACCCAGAUAUCUGCAGCCUACAUUACACUCUGCAGCGCACAGUUGUGGCAACACUCUGUUUAGCUGUAUUCAAUAUUUGCCUUGAUCCUUUGCUGUAUGUAUUCAUAGGACAUGGUUUCAAAUCGUGGCUUUUGCUGUUAUGUCGAUCAAAUGGUACUUUGCAUGUUAAGCCAUCAUCAUCUGAAUCUGAUGUGGUGAGGGAGGUUUUAGUAGAUGGAAUACAAAUGGAAGAAAGUAUAAAGGUGCAGCAGUGAAGGAUUUGCUGGAUUUCAUUUGUAAAGUGCAAACAUUAGUAAAAUUUUAAAAACGCAAGUACAUUUGCAGGACCUUCUUUUUUAAGUGUAAAUAUUUCAAUUUUAUGAGACCUGUUAUACCCUAUAAUCUUCAAUCAGUGACCUUUUCUAACGUGUCAAUGAGCUCUUUUGAUUUGUUUUAUGUUUACAGCCAAGGACAAAAAAUUCUUAGCAAGACUAGGUUUCAUUACGUCACAAUUAAGAGUGUUAGUGAAGUAUAACUGUUAUUCAGUUACAAUGAAACUAGCGUUUUUGUGCAAUUAUUGUAUUGUGUAACGAAGGGUACGUGUAAGGUAUAGGGAAUAGCUACUACAAGUCAUUUUCUCUAGCCAUUAUCUUUUAUUCUUCCCUCUCUACUAAAUAAAUAAUGGCGGUGUUAAGGUUUCCCAGUCUAUAACCACAACAUUUUCCUGCCUAAUUAACCAAAAAAGUAAUGGAAAAAUAAACAUUGAUAUGUUUUCUUAAGAUGAUGUUGUACUGUUUAACAAUGAAACAUUUCUUA
Messenger RNA from Spea bombifrons (plains spadefoot toad), 1570 nucleotides. Its product is annotated as cysteinyl leukotriene receptor 1-like. Lineage: Eukaryota; Metazoa; Chordata; Amphibia; Anura; Pelobatidae. Gene Ontology annotation, cellular component: plasma membrane. The record is from RefSeq and is a predicted model, not a curated record. The coding region runs from base 1 to 1029 and encodes 342 amino acids. The transcript has a single exon. Gene Ontology annotation, biological process: G protein-coupled receptor signaling pathway. Gene Ontology annotation, molecular function: G protein-coupled receptor activity.